Molecule: messenger RNA, 710 nt
Organism: Paraphaeosphaeria sporulosa
Lineage: Eukaryota; Fungi; Ascomycota; Dothideomycetes; Pleosporales; Didymosphaeriaceae
Exons: 1
Coding region: 96-551 (151 amino acids)
Source: RefSeq, a predicted model, not a curated record
UGGCAUUGCUGCAUUGCUGCGCUGCUGCACCACCAUCGCUCCCAACGUCGGGGCUCGUGCGUGCCGAAUUCCGCAUUUGAAAUGCUUUCCAAGGGAUGAGAGCGCGUCAUCCUCAGACGUUGUACCUAGAUACCCUGGAGCCACACGUUUCCGCCCUCAAUGGCCUGCGACGGAACAGCCAGACGCGAGAAGCAAUUGAAGACGCGCUUGCGGCGCUCCUUGGCAUGGUGUACAUCUGGCGCGCUCGAGUCAGGCGCCCCACUGACGCCGGCAGGCGCCGUCAAGCCCAAGCCCCCGCACGUCCUUCCAUCCCGUCUCUUGCGCUCCAGCGGCUUCGACCACCGGCCUAUGGGUCCCAUUGUAUUGUUACCUGCAGCUUCACACCGCUGUUGGCAGUCUAUCUUGCUGCCUUCGUUCCUUGUAAUCACAAAGCCACCUGCUCCAUAGGCUUCUCGGGCGGGACGAUAGCAAGAACGGGCAGCCUGGAAGUAGGAGCGGCCAAUAUUGUGAACAAAUCGCGAGCUCAAUUACGUAUCAGAUCCCCACCUUAGACACAAUAAUUAAUCUCUAAGCGGACGGCGUGCCCGACGUUGCACAAACACCUGACCUGAAUUUCCUCUUUUGGUGCGAACGAUGCGAGCUGCUCCACUAAGCCUCAAAUGGGGGUGGCGUAACGAUCGACAGUGCUUACAGGCCUCGAUUGAAAGCUU